AUGCUUCUCCUUACAGUGGCUAUCCUUGCUCUACAUGCCCCACGCGCUCUUGCCCAUGGAUAUGUCAGCCAGGUGCUCAUUGACGGCAACAUGUACAUGGGCAACUCCCCAGGUCACUACGAGGGCCCAAGCCCGAUUCGCACAGUCACGACAGACGGUCCUGUGCAAAAUACGUCUGCAUCGGACCUGGCGUGUGGCGUGGGUGCGGGUCCGGCGCAGUUGAAUGCUGUUGCCAGGCCCGGAAGUGUGGUUAACAUCACCUGGGUGUCUGGCUCAGGCGGGAAUUGGCCGCACGAGGUCGGGCCGGUGCUGACAUACCUCACCGCCUGCGGGAACAUCAGUUGCGUCGGCUUCAACACUUCCGGGGCGCGGUGGUUCAUGAUUGCUCAGGCGGGGAAGAACGCAGACGGUGUGGGGUGGGUGCAGCAGGACAUCAUGGAGGGCAGCAAUUUCAAUGUGACACUCCCGGACAACCUCGCACCUGGCGGAUACCUUCUGCGCAAUGAGAUCAUCGGCCUGCAGAAUGCAAUGACGCCCGGCGGGGCAGAGUUCUUCCCCUCCUGCACACAGCUGCGCGUUAUCGGGAAUGCGACGGGCGUGCCGCCGACGAACGACACCGUCUUGCUCCCGGGCGCAUACAGUGCGACUGAUCCAAGCAUCCUCGUCGACGCGUAUACGAAUCCCAAUGCGUCGUACGUCUUCCCGGGGCCGCCGAUCGCGACAUUGAUGAAUGCGCCACCCGCGAGUGCACCGGUGUCGGAGUACUACGACGACUGGCGCCAUGACGAUGAACAGCCUGUCAUGUAUCGCGGUCCCGCGGGGACUGUGGUGGCGGGGGAUCGUCGCUCGAAAGACUUCCCGGUGUUUGUUCCCAUGGUGUGCCGGGGAUGUAAGCAUGGUAAGCUCUGGCAACGACGACUUUGUGCAUAUCUCUGCUAA
Messenger RNA from Postia placenta MAD-698-R-SB12, 939 nucleotides. RefSeq names its product glycoside hydrolase family 61 protein. Lineage: Eukaryota; Fungi; Basidiomycota; Agaricomycetes; Polyporales; Adustoporiaceae. The record is from RefSeq and is a predicted model, not a curated record. The transcript is spliced from 6 exons. The coding region runs from base 1 to 939 and encodes 312 amino acids.